Dicentrarchus labrax (European seabass) is the source of this 4148-nucleotide messenger RNA. RefSeq names its product probable E3 ubiquitin-protein ligase HERC4. The coding region runs from base 64 to 3063 and encodes 999 amino acids. Gene Ontology annotation, biological process: ubiquitin-dependent protein catabolic process; protein ubiquitination. The transcript has 23 exons. The record is from RefSeq and is a predicted model, not a curated record. Gene Ontology annotation, molecular function: ubiquitin protein ligase activity. NCBI's taxonomy places the organism in Eukaryota, Metazoa, Chordata, Actinopteri, Moronidae.
UUUAAGUUUCGUUUGUGAGAGUGUAAAAGCAGCUGACAGUGCAGCAGCAGAGACACAGACACCAUGUUCUCAUGGGGAGAGGACAGUCAGCGGGGCUUCCGGCUGAGAGACGGCUCUCUGGUCGACGGCUCAGCUGGGGACGGGGUUCAGCAUCUAGACCUCGGUUAUCACAUCACCGACCUGUCAGCAGGACACAGUGUGCUGGCCUUCGUCAAAAGCAAUGGCAACUCCUUCAUCAUUCGCACAAAUGAGAGAAAAGACGGAAGCAGAGUCAGAGGGAAACAGAAGCAUGUGGACUGUAAAGAGAAGAUUAAAGCAGUGAGCUGUGGGGACGAUGUGGUCACACUGCUGUCUGAGAGAGGCAAAGUCCUCAGUGUGGACACUCACACUUACAUUCCAAGGACUCUGGAAGCUUUAUGCAACAUAGCAGUUUCUCAGGUUGCUUGUGGGAGCCAGCAUUCAGUUGCCCUGACCAAAGAUGGUCAGGUGUAUACAUGGGGCCAGGACUGCAGAGGCCAGCUGGGUUUGGGGAAGAGGAAGGCCGGUGCCAAUUCACCCCAACACCUGCGAUCUCUGUCAGCGAUCCCCCUGGUCCAGAUCGCUGCAGGGGGAGAGCAGAGCUUCGCCCUCUCUGUCUCUGGAGGUGUGUUCGGCUGGGGCAGAAACGACUGUGGACAGCUCGGGCUGGGAGACACGACAGACAGACACACUCCAACAUCUGUUCGUGGCCUGCUCAUGAAGAAAACUGUUCACGUUUCCUGUGGAAAGGACCACACUGCCAUUUUGACAAAGGAUGGUGCAGUGUUUACGUUCGGCUCUGGUAAAUGUGGACAGCUUGGGCACAACUCAUCCAGAGAUGAACUACGACCUCGGCUUGUUGCAGAGCUCUGGGGGGCAAAAAUCAUCAAGAUUGCAUGUGGACGACAUCACACAUUAGUGUUGACAGACUCCAAGAAGCUCUACUCCUUUGGGUGUGGAGAGCAAGGGCAGCUGGGACACGGAGAGGAGAGUCAGUCUGUGCCGCUACCUGUUCAACUGCCACGAGACCCUGCUGAUGACCUUACAAUUAGAAACAUCUUUGCAGGAGGAAACUGUUCGUUUGCUACAUGCACGCCUAACGAGGAAGCUUAUGAGGAGCCCAACAACAAUGAAACACAGCCCUGUCUUGAGGGCAUGAUUGACAGAUGGACCUCUGAAUGUGAUUCAAAGGCAUGGAAAAAGAUAAAACAGGAAAUUCACAGGACAUUUUCCUCUGCAUCUUGUGUGAAUAACAGCUUCCUAGAGCAAAGAAAGGAUAAACACUUCCAGACUUCCCCAAAGUACUCUGGCGUAAACUUGUCACUUGCACGAAUUGCUUUCAAGAAACUGGUGAAGAAAGACAAUGUUUUGGCAGAGGUUGAAGAUGGUCUCCUGCACUUGCUUCGUUCCCUUGAUAAGAAUCCAGUGGGAGUGGAGGGGUUGAGGAUCUACCUGCUUCUCAAUGAGCUUCUGCACGUGAUCCAGAAACACAACAAGAGAAAUACAAGCACAAAGCUCGCUGAGGCAGUCGCUGCUACCGUACUGAGUUUGUCGGCUGACAGCCUCCAGGUCAUAGGGGACUGGUGGUCCUCACUGUCACCCACCACCAUGGUUAAACAUGUGAAGGUGUGGAAGAAGGCCCUCUCAGUGAUCCUGUCCUUUGAGCCUGUACCUCGCAACUCUGGAGUCAGAAACCUGCUGCGAGUCCUCCAGUAUAUGCACAAUACCAACAGCAGGAUCGCAGAACCUCGAAGGAUGCCAGAAAGCGAUUUUUGUUUGUUGCUUGACAUACACUUUCUCGAUGAGGAUCUGCGGCAUUGGCGUUUACGGUCACAGCGCAAGAACAUGCAUGCUGAGCCACUUGUUCUCUGUAGCUUUCCCCUUGUGAUGGAUCUACAGUCAAAGAAAUUUGUUUUUGACAUGAAUGCUGAAUACACCAAGUUAAACGCAUCGGAUAGUUUAUUUGGAUAUGGAUGCUGUCUUCCACUACCUGAAGACAUAUUCUUUCAAAUGGACCUGAAGCGGACAUCGGUUUUGGAGGACACCUUUGAACAACUGGCUACUGCUGAUCACAGUGACUACAAGCUGCCACUUGUGGUUUUUUUUGAUGAAAACUACACAAUCGAUAAUAUUUACAGCAAAGACUUUUUUUACGAAGCGUUUCACGAGAUGGUGUCACCUGUAUCUGGGAUGUUCAUGUUCAAUGACUCUGAAACGUUGGCAUGGUUCCCUUCCAGAGCAACACAGGAGGACCAGCGAUACUUCCAGUUCGGGGUUCUGUGUGGAUUGGCUUUAUACAACCAGUGCAUCAUAUACUUGCCCUUUCCACUGGCUCUGUUCAAGAAGCUGCUCGGUGUAAAGCCUUCACUGGAGGACAUGAAAGAAUUCAGCCCAUGUGUUGGAAAGAGUUUACAGUACAUUCUGGAAGACUGCAACGAUGACGACUUACAAGACCAGGACUUGUAUUUUUCAAUCACCUGGGAUGGGACAAUGGUUGACCUUGAUCCUGAAAAUCCUGAAAAUCCAGUGACAAGUGAAAAUAAGAAGGAGUUUGUGAAUGCCUACGUGAAUCAUGUCUUCAACACAUCAGUGGAGGGUGUGUUUCAGGAGUUCAAGCGAGGCUUCUUCCAGGUGUGUGACCGAGAUUUGGUAAAGUUGUUCCAUCCAAAGGAGCUGCAGGAAGUUCUGGUGGGAAAAGACUUCCAUGACUGGGCAAAGCUGAAAGAGAACACAAGUUAUGAGGAGGAGUACCACAUUGACCAUCCUACCAUACAGAUGUUUUGGGAGGUUUUUGAUGAACUAAAUGAGGAUCAGAAGAAAGCGUUCCUUUGGUUUGUGACAGGUUUUGAAAGGGAGCCUAUUCUUGGCAUGGAAAAGAUCAAGAUGAAAGUCCGAGUAAAGGAAGUCCAGGACCUCUCCUAUGACCAGUACUACCCUGAGACACAAACAUGUUUCUCAGAACUGCAGCUGCCCUUAUACUCAACCAAGGAGCUCAUGCAAACCAAGCUGACAGAGGCCCUGAGCAACCAUAAAAAAAUGUACUAGUGAUAGUGAGGCUAUACCAUGACUAUUUACUGUAUCUCUACUGAACAGAGGACUUAAGUUUGUAACAAAGCACUUUGUAAAUGGCUGACCAAAGAGCAGCCUUUGUGGCUACUGUAACUGUGUAUUAACAUGAUGGGUUUAAAAGUCUUUAUGAUAUAGAUGAUGUGUGUGGUGGGUGUAUAGCAAACAUUCAAGUAUAUACUGUAUAUAAAUAAUUUGCAGAGAUGUUUUAAGUAAGUUAUUUGAUUAUAUCUCCUCUAUCACAGUGUCACCAACUUUUGGGGCCAAGUUUAACAAAAUAAAUGUAUACAGAAAAUCUUAAUCCUCUGUAGAGACUGUGCAUGUUUGUGGAGAUGAGGGUGAAAUGAGUGAACUUUCAAAACAUUUGAUACACACAAAAUACAUUCUUCUAUGCAUCUCAGCUAUGGAAUAAUGGCUUAAAGUGAACAUAAAUAUACACCUUAAGACAGAGCAAAUGUUAUGUUGUCAAACUGCUUUCCAGGUUAAUAGUUUAAUUCAACUGCAGCAUCUCUUGCAUAUAUCUAGACAAUAAGACUUUGAGCAUCUGUUUUUUAUCCCGGUGACUGGAGAGUUUUUCAUGGAACAGCAAAUGUACUGCAACUGAAGAGUUCACUGCUGCGGAUAGCUGGGUUAAUAUAAGUUGAAGUGAAAUAAUGCAACUCAUACACAUGAAAUAUAUGAUUUAUGAGAUAUAUGUUGAUAUGAUUACCUUCUAUCUGUGCUGAUGGAGCCAGUACUGAUAGUGGGGCCUUAAACUGUUUGGAUGUAUAGUGUUUAAAUAGAAACAAUGGGAAGCCCCACCAGUGAGCAAAUAGGACUCACUCUUCUUGAAGAGCCUCUUAUUUUCUUUCUCCUCCACUUCAUUUAUCAUUUUAAAUAAUAAAACGACAGUCUCCCCUUUAUUUUACUCUUGGACUUGUAUUUUCUGUAGGCUAUAUAUGAAUAUUUGUUAUUGUUUUAUUAUUUGUUUUUCCUCCUUUGCUUUAAUGUUUCGUGUGUAUUUUGUGUUCAGUGAUGUGUAGUGAUAUAUAUGUGGGGAAAUAAUAAAAAUGAUCAUUUGAAAA